UGAAAGAUUGACAGCUUGUACCGCUAUCGUUUAGUAGUGGAAACCCUCCCCUUGUGUGAGAAACGCAAUUACAACUCAUAUCGCCAACUGAUUUUUCUCGGAUUUAAUUUUGUACUUUUAAAGAAGUUUACAAGGCCGGCGCUCAGUUUGGAGUUUUUAAGAAUCUACGGGGUAUGAAAGUGGAGCGGACGCUUCAAACAAAGUAAAAGACCUGUACGUUUGAUGGCUGCUGGGGAUGGAGCCCAGCUGCCGGCCACAGUAGCGGCCAGUCGGAGCGUGGAGAAGGCGCUCGAGGAGGCUGCCGCGAGCGGGGCUCUUAACUUGUCCAACCGAAAACUGAAGGAGUUUCCCCGGAGCGCCAGGAACUACGACCUGUCCGACAUUACACAUGCAGAUCUGUCAAAGAACCGUCUGUGUGAGCUGCCGGAGGAGCUCGGUCAGUUCAUCUCUCUGGAGACGCUGAGCCUUUACCACAAUGGGAUGCGUUUACUGUCCUCCAGCCUGGGCAACCUCCAGGCCCUCACCUACCUCAACCUCAGUCGUAAUCUUCUGUCCAGUUUACCCCCGUCGGUGUUUCAGCUUCCCCUCCUACGAGUGCUCAUCGUCAGCAACAACAAGCUGGGUUCACUGCCUGCCUCCAUAUACUCCCUCACACACCUCCGACACCUGGAUGUAAGCUGUAAUGAGCUGCAGUGUUUGCCAGCAGAGCUCGGCCAGCUAGAGUGUCUGAGGGACUUAAACCUGAGGAGGAACCAGCUCACCACUUUGCCUGAAGAAAUAUCCGAGCUCCCCCUUGUCCGUCUCGAUGUGUCCUGCAACUGCAUUUCCCACGUGCCCUUGUGCUACCGCCAUCUCCGGCAUCUCCAGAGCAUCUCGCUGGACAACAACCCGCUGCAAAUGCCACCUGCACAGAUCUGCUCCAAGGGCAAAUACCACAUCUUCAAGUACCUCAACAUGGAGGCCUGCAAGAGGAGCCAGGAGGAGCUGGAGAGACACCUGAGGCCCACUGGGUUUAACAGCUGUCUGUCAGACCAGGAGCUGUUCACAGGUCAGUUUGGAGGGCUGGACUCUGGCUUCAACAGUGUGGACAGCGGCAGCAAACGGUGGUCUGGGAAUGAGUCAGCAGAUGACUUCUCCGAGCGUUCUCUUCGCAUGGCUGAGGUCAGCAGAGGCCAGAGGAAUCUGGAGGAGGAGGAAGAGGAGGAUGGAUCUCCUCUGGAAGCUAACAAAGUGAAUGGAGCGGCUGAGCACGUGGACUUCAUUGACAGCAGUGUGACAGAGGAAGAGGAGACCAGGAUGGAUCCACCCACACCUCCUCUCACAGCACCACCUCUGGAGCAGAAGGAGAGUUCCUUACCGUCCCAAACCCAGGACUCAACAAUAUGCAGGUCCAGCCUCCAAGUGGAGGUGGGCCCCCCAUCAUCAGCCUCCUCCUCUCCCCUGUCCCCCUCCAGCCCCACCCUGGAGGAGCGGAGGAGGCCGGGCACCCUUUUCAUCUGGCAGGAGAGAGAGCGUCUGCAGCAGCAGAGAGAAAAGGCCAGUUUGCUGAAGUCAUCCUCCAAAACAGGAAGUAAUGUGGCCACUGCACCACUGACAGGAAGUAGCUCAGCUGGUGCAUCUCCAGAGAACAGCAACUCCCACUCAGGCCUUCGGCAGAGAUGUGCAAGUGCUGACCAGAUGAGCACAGUGUCUCCAGCACUUCUGCAACGCUCCAGCAGCAGAACAGAUGUCCCGUCCUCCCCGAAGACUUCCCCUCCACCCGGCCAGGCCCUGAAACCCAACAGUUUCCUGUUCCGCACCUCUUCCCGCAGCAACAUCAAACCCACAGUCUUUACUCUUGGUGAGUCUGGCAGAAGUGAGUCUCGCACGAUGCUGCGUUCUCCCAAAGAGGAGAGACCAGACAUCACACAACUACGCAAGACUUUGGAGUCUCGGCUGAAGAUCACUCUACCGGAGGAUCUGGGCGAGGCCUUAUCCAACGGCACUGUCCUCUGCCAGCUGGUCAAUCAGAUUCGUCCACGCUCCGUGUCAAUCAUCCACAUUCCCUCCCCAGCAGUGCCAAAACUGAGUUCAGCAAAGAGUCGACUCAACGUGGAAAACUUCAUUGCUGCCUGUCGCAAGCUGGGAGUCCCUGAGACCGACAUGUGUGUGUGCUCUGACGUGCUUCUGUGUAAGCUGCCCUCUGUGCUGCGCUGUGUGACGGCACUUCUGGUCGUGGAGGGGGGGGAGAUGGCGGAGGACCAGUCCCCCCGCCACUCUUCACCUUCGUCGUCAUCGUCCUCCUCCUCCUCGCUGCUGUCCACAGAUUUCCUGCUCUUCUACUGUGCGGCCAUGGCCCUGCUCUACGUCCUCUACUGCUACCUGCUCAGCUAGAGGAGCAACACACAGUGCUUAUAUAUUAACAUGACACACUUACUGAACACACACACACACACACACAUGCAGUCACAGUUGUAGAGUUUCAGGCCAACAUACACAGCUGCUCCCACAGUUGUCAUCUCAGACAGUACUCUGCGUUGUGUGUGUUUUUUCAGUAUGCAUACCCUCCAUGGCUGUACAGCAGCUCGCAUAAGACCUGAGAGUGUGUCGACUCUCUAUAGCUGCACUGGUUGGAUGUUAGAGCCAUACAGAGCAUGCAGCCGAGCACCUUUAAGGAAAUACACUACAGCACACUGAAGCUACAGCUCUUCAUUUAGAUGUUUAGAGGAAUAGAAAGCACUACACUGAUGGACAAAUACUGUAUGAGAGCAGAUGAACAGAGAAAUGCCUUAGCCUAGUUUAGCCUUCACUCUGUAACGCACAGCAUGUUCGGAGGAGAUGGGAGUUUUCUGUUUAACUGUCUGAGGCAGAGCUGCUCCACAGGCAGAAACAAUCUCAUUGGUUGAGACAUGAGUGGGCGGAGCAAAGGAACCACACCCUCAGUUGAAUCCCAAUGACAUAUUCUACCUUGCGUUCAUACAUGUUUUUUUACGGAUGCACACUCACAAACAGCUGCAACGCGAGCUUCAUUGUUCAUGUACUUGCCUGCGUGCUUUGUGUGUACAUGGUUUAGAGAUUUAAAGUUGUAGCCACUAAGGAGUUAAUCGGAGCCCAAUCAUUUUUGGCCAGUACCUGAAUACCCUCCUUGAGAAUGUCUAAUUUGGCGCAUUGCAAAAAUAACUAGACAUGGUGACACUGUAUUGUUAAUGUUGAGACCACAGCAGUAAAUGUGCAUGCGGGAGCCAGCUCUAGUAGUGUCAAAACUUUCCUCCAAUGUUGUUGUCUGCUGACCUUACUUAACAUUCUGAUACCCUGCACUAUUCAUAUGCUUAGUUCUGUAUACAUAUAUGUUCAGUAUCUUGCCGACACAUAGUGUUAACUUCUGAGGACGCACGUAAUCAAUGCUCUAAAUGAAGAUAUGCAGGGUAGUUAAACUUAAAGCGCCAUGAAUAGAUUUUCUUUGGUUUUGUUGCUUUUUGACCACUCGCUCUGGUUUGGUCUCCACCAACUCUUGAGAACAACAUGUCUCUUUAGCUGCUAAAUGCUCCACUAUGUUCACCAGCUAGCCUCUAACUUUUGCUGCUGUGUGGUGCUGAGCGGGUAGUGUACAGUCAGAGCUUUUUCACUGAAAACAGAACAGUGACGUUGCGGUCCGUUAAACAGUGAGCUAAAAGAAGCUAAAAAGCUCUGUAGAGCUGAGGGGAACUGCAGAGUUGAUCAUUCUCAGUGGGUUCAUCACUAUGAGUGACUCCUCUCAUACUUCACUUAACCCCCAGGUUAGGCAGACGUAUUUGGAAGAGAAAGAAGUCGUAAACAUCCAUCACAGUUUACUGACACACUGCCCUAACAUUAGUGCAUAGUGUAUGUUUUUUAGUGUAUAGUAUGGAAUUGGGAAACAGUGAUAAAUCUCAGGAGGUCAGCAGACUAGUUAUGUAGCUUACCUAAAUGCUGAUGUUGCUAGUUAUUAUUAUUGCUGUUGGCAAACUAGAUAUCCUAUAAAACUUAAUGGCUGGAUUGAUUCCUUUUUUACUGCUUAUUUCUCAGCAUCACUUAGCCAGAGAGACUGUGGUUCUUUAACUCUGCUCACCAAAGUUGAACUUGAGAUUAUUUACAGCAGCUCCACCUCUGAGAAACAUUCAGACUCAAACUCCAGUCUGCGUUUGUCUCUCGUCCUGAGGGAAGCUGUUGAAGUAACCUGAGACUAAACUGUGAAUGUGGCUUUCAGCCUUGAAGAUGCAAGUUAGUGAAAUGGGGAACCUGGAUGUUAAGUGAUGUUAUUUCUCACACAACAAUGUGACAGUGAAAUAAAUGAUACAGUGCCUCUUACUGAACACUGACUAAGACCACUCUCUAGACCACUCUUAUUUUUAUGUCUGCUAUGUUAACUGUGAGCAGCAGGGGGCGAUGUCGCUUCAUCAAUCCCCCUCCAGGCUUCCCGUGUCCAAACUGACGGUACAAACCCCUGCACGAGGUUGCGUGUGUAAAGUCUUUGGUUGGCACUGGUACGUUUGACCAGUUGUCUUCAUGUUUGUAUAAAUGUAAACAAGUUAUUAAAUUAUUGCUUUUUAUUUAUUUUGAAUUCUGUUCUGUUUUUGGUUAUUUUUGUUUCUGUGGUGAAACAGCAGAGGCUUCACUAACUUAGUUAAGCCUGUAAGCCAGUAGUGUUAAAGCCUCAUAAAGCUUUGUGAAAUCAGUGUGUGGGCUUUAAAUCACUCACAGGUAAAUUAAAUGUAAUCAAUAUUCAAUUAUUCAGACUGAAAAUAACAUUGAUCCCCCCCCCCCCCCCCCCUUCAUUGGAUUGGUAAACAAUUGAUUCCCUUGAGGCUACACAUUUGCGACACAGAGUGUCGAACAUCCUCUGCUGUUUCUACCACACGCUGUGUCUGGCUUAUUGCUCAUAAAAGGUCAAUGCCUGCAACUAAACACAGAUUGGAAUCUGAUUAUAAUGCUUAUUGGACUUGUGGGGUUUGAAAGCUAAUAUCAAUAGUGAGUGAUUUUUAGAAUUCUGCUGCUAAACCCUAGAAAUUCACAUAAUUUAUUGUUUUUACUCUUAUCAAGGCCUCUGAAACAUUUAAAUCCUCAUGGGACACUAAAAUGUUCAACUGAAACUCAAAUUAAUGAACUAAAAGCAGUCGACCAACAUCAGUUGUUCGUAGGGAAAACUUCAAUCACAGAGGGAAAUUAAAUGAAGUAGUAACCUAAAUAUCUUUUUAGGCUUUUUUCUGUAACCGUGGUAAGAGAGCAGCAUCAUAAUAUCAGAGAGGUGAACAGUACUGAUAUUUUCCCCAUAUCAGCAAACCAUAUGUUGGUCUAACUGUACUCUUAAGCAGUUGAGCAGGACUGCUUCUCUUAAAAUAUGGAGCCCUAAAGUGUUCAAUAUUAAACAAGUUAUUAUGAAAUAAAUAAUCAUAUGAAUAAAUUAUGUAAAACAACACUGUGAUUUUGAUUCUAAUUUUCAUUUAGUCAGAGUUCAUAUUUAUGUCAUAGAAACUUUUAUUUCAAAAUGCACUUUUUCACAAUGGUAUUUUUAUGGUGUCAGUGCCCACAAUCACAUGCCCCCUGCUUUUCUUAAGCAAGCUCAACGACUGCUACCAAAUUUAGCCAGUUAGCGCCUGUUAGCUAGAGAAACAAUGUCAAAUUAAUUCGGAAUCAAUAAACUAGCUCCUUUUAGUUAGCUUAACUGAGCUGCAUGCUACCUAUCUAACAAGCUAACUAGCUAGGCUGGGUUGUGAGCUUGAACUCAGCAUCAAAGUGAAGAGACAGUGUUAGCUGUGUUAGCUAGUUCCUGUUGGUUUGAGUGACCACAGAGAAGACUGUAUUUUUGCUCUUCACAGAGUUGUCUCUUUCAUUAAAAUCAAAACGCUGCCAAGGUAACUCUGAAUUAGCCAGUUAGCUGCUGCUGUUACCACUAGCUCUUCACUUUGACGCUCAGUAAUAAUCCAAGCUGAAAACCAACCUAGCUAGUUAGCCAGCUACGUAGAUAGCAUGUGCAGCCUUGUUAUUGUACCAUAACUGUGUUUAUUUACAGCAGCAGCCUCUAUUUUUUUUUUCUCAGCCUCUAGUUGGUUGAUAGAGUGAAAAUUACUUUAGCAUUGUUGUUGUUCUAGCUAACAGAAGCUAACUGGUUAAAUGUAGGACCACCGCGUUGUUUUUUCACAUGUUUUUUCUCACCAGUUUUCCACCAGCAGUCCCUCUGAUUGGCUAGUACUGUUGCUUCUGUUGGUUAGGUUUAGGGUUAGCCAAUCAGAGUAGGGGCGGGACUUGGCAGAAAGCUGGUGGGAGAAAAAAUGACGCUGGACCUCUUGUUGAGUUUGCUUGCUUAAGAGGCAAGGGGGCAUGUGAUUAGCUGAACAUAAGUGACAACACCAAUGUGACCUGAAAUGAAAGUAUCACAAAAAUACCAAAUUAUUUUGGUACACAUAAUUUGAAAUACAUUUCUACAAUGUAAAAAAAAAAAAAGAACUCAACUAAAACUGUUAAUGUGAAAGAUUUAUGAAAUAACAUUUCAUUUAACACAUUUAGUUUUAACAAUUUCUUAAAUUAUUUCACAAGUAAUUGGCUCGUGUAUAUAUUUUACAUCUAUGUAUUCAUGAUUAUUAAUUUCAUAAUGACUUCUUAAUUUAAUUUUACAUGAACACUUUGGCCUUUUUAAUUUGUUAAAACUGCAGUAUAGUUUUAUAACUUGAUUUACUUAUUUAACUAGGUGUACAGCACACUGGUUAUUUUCGUCCACCGUCCACUUCAUGUCCACAUCUCUGCUGAUGUCUGGAGGUCAGAAUGUCCACUGUAAAAACCUCCCUUUCAUGUCUGAAGUUUUUUAUUAGCCUGCUGUUAAGAUGAAAUUGUACUCAAUUCAAAUGUAUAUUUUAUAAAUGAAACUGGAUAAGCAACAUACAGUAAUUCAUUCACUGGCUUAGACCAAGCUAUAUUCUUAAAUAUGUUAGUGGAACAGAAAUACUGGUGUAUUUUAUAUUUAUAUGAUACCCUUGUAUUAUUAAGAAUAAUUUUUGAGUUUAUAUAAAUCUAUAUCUAAAGUUCUUCUUCCUCCUGCUGUAAAGAAAUUAUUAAAAACCAACUUUGAUCACG
Siniperca chuatsi (mandarin fish) is the source of this 7065-nucleotide messenger RNA. It is a transcript of the gene lrch4, whose product is annotated as leucine-rich repeats and calponin homology (CH) domain containing 4. Lineage: Eukaryota; Metazoa; Chordata; Actinopteri; Centrarchiformes; Sinipercidae. The transcript is spliced from 18 exons. Gene Ontology annotation, molecular function: protein binding. The record is from RefSeq and is a predicted model, not a curated record. Bases 223 to 2373 code for a protein of 716 amino acids.